UUAUCAUAUAAAUUCUAUAUUCGCGUUUGCUUCCACUCAUAGACGUAAACAAUGUCUUCGCGUUACAAUUUGAGGUCUCUCGAAGACGUUUCUCGAAUAAUAACGCAAAGACGAGACGCUGAAUAUGAUGACAUCGAUAGCGAUAAUGAAGAAAAUUAUACGAAUGAGGAAAGUAAUACCGAGUCGGAGUACGAUGCCAGCGAGAUAGAGGAAAUCGAGGACGAUGACCCUGUUGAGUCUGUAGAAGAUCCAGAUGUUCCUCCUCCAUCAAAACGCUUGAGAUCGGGCUCUGGUUUAUCGGCGGAACAGAGCUCAAGUGCGAGCAGUAAACGUGGCCGGAGGAGGAGUAUCGUCUCCGGUAAGAACGGGCAUAAAUGGUUUACCACUCCUCGCGAGCGGGUAACAAACAGAGCACCCUUCGGUUCAUUUAUCCCUGGCCCUGUUGGGAUUGCAAAAGAGGCAAAGACGGCGUAUGAGACGUGGAAUUUGUUUUUCGAUGACGUCAUUCUUUCAAAAAUCUUGCAGCAUACCAACGAGGAAAUUCAUCGUUACACAGAAGAACGGGAAAUCGACUGCACGAAGGAUAUUCUGUACAAGCCCGUUGACAUGAUUGAACUGAAAGCUUUUAUCGGCUUGAUGUACUUUUCUGGUCUCCAAAAAACGAAUAUGACCUCUUCUGAUGAUUUGUGGGAUACGAAGUACGGCUCCAUUUUUUACAAAGCCACAAUGUCACAGAAAAGAUUUUGCACUAUCCUUCGGUUUCUCCGAUACGACGAUAAAGCUACCCGGCCGACUCGUGUCGUAAAUGAUAAAUUCGCAGCCAUACGAGGAAUUUGGGAAAUCUUCAUCGAAAAGUGCAAAACUCUCUACAAUCCGGCGUCAUAUUGCACUAUAGACGAACAACUGUUAUCCUUUCGUGGGCGCUGCCCUUUCAAGGUCUACAACGGAAGCAAACCCGAUAAAUAUGGGAUGAAAAUUGUCAUGCUGAACGACUCAAGGACAUUCUAUAUGGUGAAUGCAAUCCCAUAUGUUGGCAAAGUGAAUACCGAAAAUGAAGAAAAGGUUCCAUCUUAUUACAUCCGGAAGCUGAGCGAAACAUUACUCGGAACAAACAGAAACAUCACGUGCGACAAUUGGUUUUCGUCGAUCGAAAUUUUCGACAAGAUGCUGGAGCACAACAUUACAAUGGUUGGGACGCUCAGAAAGAAUAAAAAAGAGAUACCCCCGGAUUUCAAAAAGUCAGGUCAACCAGGAUCCUCAAGAUUUGCUUUCGACGGAACCAAAUCGGUAGGACGUCGUAACGAAAAUACCAAACGUGAUUUACGUAACCUACGUAAAGACGACGAUGAUGAUUACCAACCUCUAAAGAGUGAUAAACUAAAACGUCAACCAAAAGCACCCUCAAAAUCAAACCGCGACAAAGAACGCAGCGGAAAAUUCCGCGAUAGAAAGGGCGCAGCUUUUACGGACACAGUAAUUAUGAAGCAAGUUGAUGAUGUACUAUUCCAAGGAUUUGAAGAUCUUAGGGAAGUGGUGGAGCAAAUGUCUACAAUAGUUUCACAGAAUCCAUCCGCAUUGCCAGUCACCACCCGAGGUAUCGGAUUUGAUACCUCUAUGAUCUACAAACACAUUCAUUCAACAAUGAAGAAUCUUCCGAAUUGUAGUGUGCAAACUGUCUAUCGUGUUGCACUUGCACAAUUCGAGCAACGCAUGGUUAAAGUCACUCACCAACAAUGUGACCAAAUCUACAUGCGCAUUGAGAAUGUAAUAUAUAUCGCCCACGCCUCAACUUUGAACAGCAACAAGCGAUUGAAGGUUGUUCUAACAACUUCAACCUGA
This is a messenger RNA of Anastrepha obliqua, 1839 nucleotides long. RefSeq names its product piggyBac transposable element-derived protein 4-like. Lineage: Eukaryota; Metazoa; Arthropoda; Insecta; Diptera; Tephritidae. Bases 52 to 1839 code for a protein of 595 amino acids. The transcript is spliced from 3 exons. The record is from RefSeq and is a predicted model, not a curated record.